Molecule: messenger RNA, 6151 nt
Organism: Misgurnus anguillicaudatus (oriental weatherfish)
Lineage: Eukaryota; Metazoa; Chordata; Actinopteri; Cypriniformes; Cobitidae
Product: NLR family CARD domain-containing protein 3
Molecular function (GO): protein binding
Source: RefSeq, a predicted model, not a curated record
ACAGGAUGCAUUUGGGGAACACAGCAGACACGUGCGUGAGCAGAGAAAAGCUUUAACAACAUUAAGUACAUAUAUUAAAAAUGAAGAGUUAUUAGUAAAAGAUUUAAGUAGAUGAUGUUGUAGUCAGUAGUGAGAAAGUGAAGAACAACAGUCUGACACAGGUUGAUUUUUGGACAUCUUCUAGGACAGAAGCAACACAAAAAACACACUUCUGCUGUGUGUGCGCGUGUGUUGUGAUCAGUUUAUUUACAGAUAUAAACAUCUGAACUUCUUUCAUGGCCUCCGGUACAUCCAAGAGUCUUUUUGGAGAAACAGACACAAACACAAUGAACAGUUUGAUUGAUAGAGAAUCUGCUGAACCCAGCUGUGUGUCUAUGAAGAGUGAUAAUUCAAUCCAUUUUCCACCCAACUUCAGUUUAGAAGACUCUAGUACAGAUGUGAGGAAUUUCAAAGGAAAGUCCUUCAAAGGGAAGCAGAUGGAUUCUGUUCUUCAGGAGCUUGAACACGAAAUCAUCUCUCUGAUGAAGGAAGAGCUGAAGUUCUUCAAGAGACUACUGAGCUCAGAUUGCCUAGCAUGCUCUGAGAGAGAGGAGGAGGAGGAAGAAAAUCAGAUCAGAGUCAGAGAGGAGUUUUUGAAGAUCACACUGCACGUCCUAAAGAAGAUGAACCAGACAAACCUUGCUGAUAAACUACUUACCAAACUUUUACCUUUGUGUGUGAAAAAACACAAAUCCAGACUAAAUGAGAAAUUCCAGAGAAUAAAUGAAGGAAUAUCAAGUCACGGACGCUCAAGACUUGUGAAUGAGAUCUACACAGAGCUGUACAUCGCAGAGGGAGGGAGUGAAGAACUCAAUAAUGAACAUGAGGUGAGACAGAUUGAGACAACAUCCAGAAGAUCAGAGACACAAGAAACACCAAUCAAAUGUAAUGACAUCUUUAAAGCUUUACCUGGACAAGACAAACACAUCAGAACUGUGCUGACUAAAGGAGUUGCUGGAAUUGGAAAAACCGUCUCUGUACAGAAGUUCAUUCUGGACUGGAGUGAAGGAAAAGCAAAUCAGGAUCUUCACAUCAUAUUUCCACUUCCAUUCAGAGAACUGAAUCUGAUGAAGAACACAAAUAUUAGUCUGAUGGAUCUUCUUCAUCAGUUCUUCAUAGAUACAAAAGAAUUGAGAUCAAGAGACUUUGAUGUCUAUAAAGUUGUGUUUAUCUUUGAUGGUCUGGAUGAGUGUCGACUUCCUCUAGAUUUCUCAAACAAUCAGAGUUUGUUUGAUGCAAGAGAAGAAGCUUCAGUGGAUGUGCUGUUGACAAACCUCAUCAAGGGGAAUCUGCUUCCUUCUGCUCUGAUCUGGAUAACAUCACGGCCCGCAGCAGUCAAUCAGAUUCCUCUUGACUGUGUCCACCAGAUCACAGAUGUACGAGGAUUCAAUGAUCCUCAGAAGGAAAAGUAUUUCAUUAAGAGAAUAAAUGAUGAGAGUUUGGCAAACAGAGUCUUUAAACACAUCAAAUCAUCCAGGAGUUUGUACAUCAUGUGUCACAUCCCAGUCUUCUGUUGGAUUACAGCCACUGUUCUAGAGAGAAUGUUGAGUGAAUCAGAGAGUCAAGCAGGGAUCCCCAAGACUCUCACUCAAAUGUUCACACACUUCCUGAUCUUUCAGACCAAACUGAAGAGUCAGAAGUAUGAUGGGAAAUGUGAGGUAGAUCUUCAACAGGUUAGAAAGAGUCUUCUGUCACUGGGAAAACUGGCUUUUCAACAGCUGGAGAAAGGGAAUCUGAUCUUUUAUGAGGAGGAUCUGAGAGAUUGUGACAUUGAUGUCAGAGAUGCUUCAGUGUACUCAGGAGUUUGUACUCAGAUCUUCAGAGAGGAGUUUGGACUGAACCUGGGGAAGGUCUACAGCUUUGUGCAUCUGACCAUUCAGGAGUUUCUUGCUGCUUUAUUUGUUUUUCUUUCAUUUUCUCAACAAACACCAGGAUUCUUCAGCAUGAAUAGAUUUUCAGAUUUGAAGAGUGAAGUGGACAAAGCCUUACAGAGUGAGAACGGACACCUGGACCUUUACCUCCGAUUCCUUAUGGGUCUCUCACUGGAGUCCAAUCAGAUGAUCUUACGAGAUCUACUGACACAGACAGGAAGAAUAUCUGACAGCAGACAGGAAAUAGUUAAGUACAUUAAGAUGAAGAUCAGAGAGAAUCAAUCUCCAGAGAAAUCCAUAAAUCUGUUUCACUGUCUGAAUGAACUGAAUGAUCAAUCUCUAGUGAACGAGAUACAAACAUAUCUAAACAGAAAAGAUUACAGUCGCCUCUCUGGAGUCAGUCUUUCUCCCUCUCAGUGGUCGGCUCUGGUGUUUGUGUUACUGAACUCAGAUCAGAAGCUGGAUGAGUUUAUACUGGAGAAAUAUAAUCCAUCAGAUGAAUGUCUUCAGAGGCUGCAGCCAGUGAUCAAAGCAUCCAGAAAAGCUGAUCUGAUGAACUGUAAUCUGACAGAGAAAAGUUGUUCAUCAUUGAGUUCAGUUCUCAGCUCAAACUCCUCAAGUCUGACAGAACUGAACUUGAGCGCAAACAAACUGCAGGAUUCAGGAGUGAAGCUUCUCUCUGAUGGACUGAAGAAUACAAACUGUAAACUGAAGAUAUUACAUCUGUGGUCCUGCAGUAUUGGAGAUGAAGGUUUUGUUGCUUUGGUGUCAGCUUUGAGAUCAAACCCAUCACACCUGAAUGAACUCAAUCUGUACGGUAAUAAUCCAGGAGAUUCAGGAGUGAAGCUGAUCUCUGAUCUACUGAUAGAUCCACACUGUAAACUACAUAAACUAGAUCUGAGCUACUGUAAUCUGACAGAGAAAAGUUGUUCAUCAUUGAGUUCAGUUCUCAUGUCAAACUCCUCAAGUCUGACAGAACUGAACCUGAGUGACAAUAAACUGCAGGAUUCAGGAGUGAAGCUUCUCUCUGAUGGACUGAAGAAUACAAACUGUAAACUGAAGAUAUUAAAUCUGAUGAACUGUAAUCUGACAGAGAAAAGUUGUUCAUCAUUGAGUUCAGUUCUCAGCUCAAACUCCUCAAGUCUGACAGAACUGAACCUGAGUGGAAAUGAUCUGCAGGAUUCAGGAGUGAAGCUUCUCUCUGAUGGACUGAAGAAUACAAACUGUAAACUGAAGAAAUUAAAUCUGAUGUGCUGCAGUAUUGGAGAUGAAGGUCUUAUUGCUUUGGCUUCAGCUCUGAGAUCAAACCCAUCACACCUGACUGAACUCAGUUUGAUCAAUCCAGGAGAUUCAGGAGUGAAGCUGAUCUCUGAUCUACUGAAGGAUCCACACUGUAAACUACACAAACUUCAUUGAGUUAUUCAUUCACUGUUUGAUUUAUUGUGACUGUCAUGUAAUUGUGUUACUCUCACACUUCUGCUGUAGUUAGGGUUGCCUCCUUUGAUUUGUGAAAAACCGGGACACUCAGAUAAAAAAAAUUUUUGUUUUGUUUUUUGGAGGGGGGAUCAACUAAUAUUUGCAAAUAUACUAUGUUAAAAGUUGUAGGACUCUAUUCCCUCUCUAACCUAUAUUUGUCCUGAUGUAGAUCCUUUCCCUGAAGUAGAUGCACUCCCUGAUGUAGAUGCACUCACUCUGGACUCCUUUUUACAUUAAAGGCGAAGUCCAUGAUGUUUGAAAGCCAAUGUUGAUAUUUAAAAAUCACCUAAACAAACACGCCCCUACCCCAAUAGAAUCUGGACCUUCUGUUGAUAGACCCGCCCCACACAUACGCAACCCGGCAAGUAUGUCGGUUAGUAGACACGCUCCUUACUGCGGAUUGGCUAUAAGUGUGUUUUGGUAGUCGGCCCGUCUCCUUUUCCAAAGCGUUUUUAAAAACAUCGUGGACUCCGCCUUUAAAUACAUUAAAUACAUUUUUGUAUAAACAUUGUGUAAACAUAUACUGCAUAAUUAUAUUCUUUUAUAAAAUAUAAUCAUUUGUACAAAUAUAGGAUAUAUUCUUUAGCAAUUAAAACAUGAUUACAUGUAUUAUAAUAGAUUAUAAACAACUUUUUGUUUUUGUUAACUUAGUAAAUUUGGGCAACAUAAAACUGACAUUUCUCACCUCUUUUUCCAUGUGUAUUUCUCAUCCCUUUUUGCUGCCUGCAGAAGUCUCGGCUGUCCCUCAAUGAAUGCUUUAAACUCCAAGCAUGAUAAUUUAAAGUUUAAUCUAACUUGAAGUUCAGCUUUGACCAACCCCAUUGAUCGUUUUUAAAGCUGACUAGCAACUUAAAGGGGACAAUCCAUGAAAAUCAGACUUUUUCCAUGUUUAAGUGUUAUAGUCAGGUCCCAAGUGCUUCUACCAACCCAGAAAACAUGAAAAAUAGCAACCCUGUAACUUUGUUUUGGUAAGGCUCUCUCUGCAAGCAUGUGUAUAUAUAGGUCAUUCGGGUUUCGCUCCCCCGAUGAUGUAUUAAGGGGAUCUUAUUAUAAUGAUACCGCCCCUUCAUCUGCGCUAUCCAACCAUGACAAGGCCUCACCAGAGACAGAGAGAAAGAAUGACUGACAGCACGACGCGUUUGUAUUCCCUCAAACACUAACAGUAGCCUACAAUCUUAUAACUUGUAGUUUUAAUGGUCUUUCUAAAGGUUGAUGAUGAGGAAUAACGUUAUCUUAGUGCAAGAGAGAGAGAGAGAGAGAGAGAGUGAGAGAGAGCGAGUAAGCGAACGAACGAGAGAGAGAGCACCGUGACGGUUCACUUUUAUCAAUACAAGUAUGUUGUUUAAUAUGUUUCUCUGAAGUUUAUAUGAAUGAACACGAGGAUUAAUGCACUGCACGAGACAGAGUGAGAGAACAACGCGUAUUCACUAUCAUAGAUCAAAUGACAUGUAUGCUUAUUGUGUGUUUUUUUAAAGUUUAAGCAUUAAACGUGUUGUUUUAAUACAGAUCAUUUACAUGUGCUUGUGUGGUUUGGUCAAAAAGUUAACUUCUGAGUGUUUGUGGAAGUGUAUUUUAUUGUAACAUGCUGAAAAUCAUUGUGUCUGUUUAAAACACUGGCAGCAUGAGACCCAAAAGUCUUUAUUUUUAUUCCACAAUUGUUCCCUAUCUGCUGAUAAACAUGUAUUUAGUGUGCAUACAACUUUUUAAACUUGUUCAAAUAUAUAAUGCUGAACAUCGCUUAAUACUAACUUCUUUUGUGAGAGAAUCUCCCACUUGAUGCUCUGUCUUGACUACAGCAUGAGUGCUUGAGACUCCGCCCACCUGAGCAGCUCAUUUGGAUUUAAAGGGAUACAAACAAAAACGGUGCAUUUUUGCUCAGACCCAUAAAGUGCCUAUUUUAACAUGCCACAAUAAAUCACCUAUAUGGUAUUUUGAGCUAAAACUUCACAUAAUGUACUCUGGGGACAUCAAAAAUGUAUUUAAUAUCUUAAAAACGUCUUGUGGAAUAUCACCUUUAACUCAAACUAUUUCAUCCAUGAUGUGUGUGUGGAAUCUGUGGAUGCGACGCGUGCGACCAACCGACAGCAUAGGUAGUUGCUAGGCGAUAAGUUGAGCUUCCAAUCAAAUAAAAGUAAACGCCUGGCCAAUCCACUGUGUUACCUGUUCUAUUUUACCCGGUUACAGACACAGGAUUGGAUGAACAAAUAAACAGUGGAAGGAAACGCUUUAAUUUGAAACCAGGAAAUUCUGCUUUAAAAGUUCAUUUUCACAAAAAACCGGGACAAUUCGUGUCCCGGGAAAGAAUAUUAAUUUUCCGGGACAGUGACUCAAAAAAGAGAACAAUCCUGGGAAAACCAGGACGGGUGGCAACGCUAGCUGUAGUGUUGUUUUUUUCUGGUAUUUAAUGUAAAUGUGGUAUGAUAGCACUACUUGUAUUAUUCUCAUGUGUACGUCACUUUAGAUAAAAGCAUCUGUUAAAUGUAUAAAUGUUCAAUUCAAUUCAAUUUUAUUAAUAUAGCACUUUUCACAAUAGUUAAUUGUUUCAAAGCAGCUUUACAUUAAUAGAUGUAUGAAAAGCAUAGAAAAGCGAGCAUAGUAAUAAUUAGGGGUGGGACAAAAAAAACGAUUCUUAGAUGAAUCGCGAUUCGGACUUGGGCCGAUUCUGAAUUGAUUCACAAAUGUUAGUUUACAAAAUAAUAACGUCACGUUAUCAGAACCAAAAGGGCGGAAUCAACUGGGGGAGCGGCAUACAAAUCAGCGCUACG